Messenger RNA from Gymnodraco acuticeps, 3358 nucleotides. Its product is annotated as protein Niban 1-like. The record is from RefSeq and is a predicted model, not a curated record. NCBI's taxonomy places the organism in Eukaryota, Metazoa, Chordata, Actinopteri, Perciformes, Bathydraconidae. The transcript is spliced from 14 exons. The coding region runs from base 123 to 3098 and encodes 991 amino acids.
AGGAAAUGAGCUGAGCAAAAACUCUUGACACAUCAGAGCAGCUCAUGUAUCUGACAUGUGCUACGUACAGGUUUCCUGUGUAUACAAAACUUUAAUUCAAGAAGAAAUUAAAUAGAUACAUUAUGGGAGCAUCUUCUUCUGGCUUGCUGGAUGGGGCAAAAAUCAACAACAUCAAAGGGCUUGUGGACAGUACGUUCCAGAGCUUUAGUGUGUUUUACCGACAGCAGUAUUCUGCAGCCUACACCGUACAUUUGCACCAGGAGGUGGAGCCUAAGAAAGAGGGGAGGGGCCUACUGCUCGCACAUGGGCCUCAGUAUGCUCCAGAGGAAGUGCUAUAUCAAGGGAGUGUGAAGUUAUCCUGCUGGUAUGAGCAGGGGAAGAAAUGCAAAGAGAGAUUCAUCGUACUGAGACGAGAAUACAAAGUGGAAAUACAUGAAAACGCAGAGACCUUCAGUCGUGGAUGUGCAGCGAAGUUGGUCCUCCAGCCAGCAGGGGGCAGUGUGUUCACAAAAGAGGAGGAGUCCAAAGCUCACCUGGAGCGAACCUGUGCUGGAAUACUCAAUGGAGUGAAGGAGGAUUCUUCUUCGGUGGUAUCCUCUCCAGAUGUGCUGGCAGUGUAUCUGCACCUGCCUUAUAUGGGCCACACUUGUUUCCUGUUCCAACAGGAAGAAGAACGUGAUAACUUCCUUUCUGCCAUCAAGACCUGCAUUAGACACGGCAACCUUGACCCCUGGUGUGACUCAUCCUACGAGAGCCAGGCCUUCGUCCGAGCCCUCCGACUCUACCGACAGGACAGAGGAAGCUAUGAAUCCUGGGAAAUGCUGCUCGGCACAGAGGAACAAGUGCUGGCCUCACAGGUGAUGGAGGAAGUGUUGUCAUGGCUACAGAGUCAGCUUCAGUCCAGAGUGAAGGGCAAGAAGGCUGAGAGGAUUCGACAGUGGUUGGCAACAGUGCAGGCUAGCUACUCUCUGGUGCUGGAGCAACUCUCCUUCAGUCUGGAGGCUCUGAGGGCCGAGUGUCGCCAGACAGCGUCAGCCAAUCAGGCGCUGAUCAGAUCUAACCUGGACCAGAUCAUGUCCUCCCACUGCUUCCUGGAGGAGAAAGUCAAAGCGUGUAUAUGUGCAGAAGCAGAGAAAGUGUGUGGUGAGUGUGUGUCGCCCAACAUUUCCUCCAUCCUUGAAGCGCUCACUGAACAUAUCAGUGCAGGGAUUCAGGGGAUGCAACACACACUGCACACACAGAUGGACUCAGCCUUCACAAACACUAAUGGAGGAACAGAGGAGACCAAGAAGGACUUGUCUGCGCUGCACUCCAUCAGACUGGACCAGAGCUACCGGCAGGUGGAGAGCCUGACGGAGAAGCUUGAGGAUGUGAAGCAGCGCUUCGGCCUGAGCAGCACCCAGAGGCUGGUCCACUGUGCCCAGCUGCAGAUGGAGAAGCUGUUGGACAGUGCUGUGUACACGUUAGAUCUCUUCCUGCUUUCUUCAGCCCGACUGCAGCCUUCUCUGAUUCCUGUGAAGAUGCCGCGAGCUACAGAAAGAGUCCUGAAGCAGCUGGACUAUGACAGCAGAGUGGUUCAGAGGAGGCUGUAUCAGGACGCUGUGCUGCAGAUCACUCUGCCCACUCUCAGCAGGAACAUGGACAGCAAGUGGAAAAGAGAGCUGCAGCAGUUCGAGCAGUUCAUCUUCUCCGACUACAGUAACUUCAUCCUGGUGCAGAACGUCUACGAUGAUGUGCUGAGAAACAUCCUCAGUAAGGAGAUAGAGACAGCCGUGCAGGAAGCAGCCGGAAAGAGGAGCCGGCUGUUGUUGGACACUUCAGAUCUGACCAUCAGUCAGUACAGUCUGCUGGGGCCAACCCCCCCUCGCUCCGCACCAGGCAGCCCGGCCACAGCCACCCGAGACCCCCCCUCAGCAGAACCCAGUGCAGGGGGGGAGGGUGGGGAGACGGUCCCAGCAGAGGUUCCCCCUCAGAGUGACCCGGAUCCUUCCUCUGGACCUGAGUCCACUGGGGAGGCCCGGGGAGGAACCCAGCCUGACCCUGACGCACCUUCAGAGACAGCAGGGUCCGCCCCCACCACACCUGAUGUAGCCGUCAGACAGGAAGUUGGAUCUGCUGCAACUGCAGGUCCCGGUGACCCCACCCCAGAGUGUCCUGACCCCCCAAUGUCCACUCUGUCCACAGAUGUUCCAGCUGAAUGUGCUCAAUCUGCAGCAUCUGGAAAUCCUCCUCCACCUGACCUCCCAACUGUGGAUGGAGAAACAGAAGACCCGCCCACACAGGAAGUUGAUGCAUCUGAUGCAGCUGCAGAUUCCUGGGACCCCACCCCAGACUGUCCAGACCCCCCAAUGUCCACUCUGUCCUCGCUGCAGUCCACAGAUGUUCCAGCUGAUCAAUCUGCAGCGCCUGAAAGUUCUCCUCCACCUGACCUCUCACCUUCAGGUGGAGAAACAGAAGGCCCCCCCGCCCAGGAUCCCCACCCUCAAUCGGCACCUUGUUUAGAUUGUCCAAUGGAAAUCAGCCUUGGGUCACUGAGGGAGGCGAUUAGUUGCAGCUCUACCCCACAGACGCUCUCUCACACCGACAGAGCUGUGUACCUGACGGGAGGAAGGAAGGACAGCUGGGAGGAGGAGAGGGUGAGAGAGGGAGGAGAGGAGAAGGGGAGAGAGGAGAGGAUCCAGGACGGGAAAGAAGAGAGUGAGGCAGGAGGUGGGGAAGAAGAGGAGGGAAGAGUUGAAGGUGAAGCCAAAUCAGGAGGUGAGUCUGUGGAUGAAGGUGAGAAAUCCUCUGAGCCAGCAGAGGGCGCCACAGAGCAGGCAGAGAGGGGGGGGGAGGAUGGGGAAGAGAGAGAGAUGGAGGAAAGGAAAGAAGAUCAGGAGAGAGCAGAGGAGGAAGGAGAGCAAGCAGGAAAAGAAGGAGAGAAAGAAAACGAGGAGGAGGAGGAGGUUCUUCAAAGCCCUCAGCCAAUGGGAGCACAGUGUGAGAGUGUUGCCGAGCUGCCAUUGGACAGCGUGGCGAUCAUCAGAGACCUUGUUACUGAGAUCACUGAGGUGGAGACGGUCAUCAGCCCCCGUCCCAACAGCGGCCAUACAGCCUGACACCGUAACCAUGACGACUGACUGUUGGAGCUCCCUUAUUAAAUGGUAGAGGUUAAUAAAGUGAAUAAAUGCACAAAGGAGAUUAUUACCCAUAUUAUUAGUGUUACAUACACAUUUAUACUACAUUUUUAAGAAGACACAUACUUCCACAACUUUUUUAAUAAUGAUUCAACUUAUUUAGACUAUUUUGCUGUUUACAUUUGUGAUGUUCUGCUAUCAUUGAACGGAUUCCUCAAUAAAGAUAUCAAACUUGUCAACAA